AUGGGAAACAAAGAUUUUCUAACGGAACUUAAACUGAAAAGUAAAGACACCUCACUGAGCCUCACAGGGGACACGGGAGCCAACGGAGCCUCAGCCGUGCGGGGGACACGGGAGAAAGACGCACAUACCCCCGACCAGACUCAGAGAAGCAUGUGGGCCGUGGUGCUCCUGCUGUGCUGCCUCCCCCCCUGCUCCCUCUCCUCCCCCUCUUCUCCCUCCUCCGUCAUCCGCCUCACUGGGGAGAGGAGGAAACCUCAUGAGGGGCGAGUGGAGGUCCAGGUGAACGGUCAGUGGGGGACGGUCUGUGACGACGACUUCUCUCUGAGCGCCGCCCGAGUCGUGUGUCGCCAGCUUGGGUUCACGGACGCCGACAAUUGGUCACCACGAGCCAAAUAUGGCCAAGGAAGUGGUCACAUCUGGCUGGAUAACGUGCACUGCUCGGGUUUGGAGAAGUCUCUGUUGGACUGCCCGUCAAACGGAGUGGGCGUGACCGACUGUAAACACUCAGAGGACGUGGGCGUGGCCUGUGUGCAGAAACGCAUCGCAGGAUUCUCAUUCCUUCAGACGCCGAGUGAACAGCAGCAGAAGGUCCAAGUGCAGGAUGUCCGGCUGAGGGCCACCUACUCUCAGCGGCAGCGAGUCCCCAUCACUGAGGGCUUCCUGGAAGUGAAGGAUUCUGGGAAAUGGAGGCAGAUCUGUGACGUAAAUUGGAGCCCUAGAAACAGCCGUGUGAUCUGUGGCAUGUACGGGUUCCCGUCAGACAAGCGCUACAAUGCCAAGCCCUACAAACUGCUGGCAUCGAGGCGGAAGAAGAACUUCUGGUCGCACUCGGUGAAGUGCUCUGGGAACGAGGCGUCUCUGUCAGAGUGUGUCCUGGGUCCAGACAUCCCCCUAAGGGGGAACCUCACCUGCUCUGAGGGAACUCCUGUGGUCGUCAGCUGUGCCCCAGGACCAGCCUUUGCCCCCAGUGGGAACAGGAGCUACAGGAAGGCCUACAGACUGGAGCAGCCCCUGGUCCGGCUCAGGGGAGGGGCUAAACUCGGGCAGGGUCGAGUGGAGGUCCUGAAGAACGGCCAGUGGGGCUCGGUGUGUGACGACCUGUGGGACCUGACCGCGGCCAGUGUAGUCUGCAGAGAGCUGGGGUUCGGGAGCGCCAAGGAGGCCCAUGGAGGGGCACGCAUGGGCCAGGGUCUGGGUCCAGUCCACAUGAGUCAGGUCCGCUGCUCUGGGUUUGAGAAGUCUCUGACCGAUUGUCACUUCCUCUCGGAGACCACAGACUGCAGCCAUGAGGAGGACGCCGCCGUCAGCUGCUACGUGCCCCACAUGGACUACGGCAAACGGCUGCGCCUGGCUGGUGGUCGUAACCCAUUCGAGGGCCGUGUGGAAGUCCUGGAGAAGAGGAACGGGUCUCUGGUCUGGGGCUCGGUCUGCAGUGAGGGCUGGGGGACUCUGGAGGCUGUGGUGGUCUGCAGGCAGCUCGGACUAGGUUACGCUUCACAUGCCUUCCAGGAGACUUGGUACUGGCCAGCUCAAGGCACAGACGCAGUACUUCUCAGUGGAGUGAAAUGUUCCGGAACAGAACUGACUCUGGAUCAGUGUUUUCACCACGGGACAAACAUCCAGUGUCCGAGAGGAGGAGGACGGUACUCAGCCGGUGUCUCCUGUACACACAUGGCCCCAGACCUGGUCCUGAGCCCUGCCGUAGUGGAGCAGACCUCAUACCUUGAGGACCGCCCCCUCUACGCUCUGACAUGUGCCCUGGAGGAAAAGUGUCUGUCAAGCUCCGCCCACUCUGCCGACCCACACUCCAACCGCCGCCUGCUGAGGUUCUCCUCCCGCAUCCAUAACACAGGCCAAUCAGACUUCAGGCCCAGGAGCGGGCCCCAGGAGUGGGUGUGGCAUGAGUGUCACAGACACUACCACUCCAUGGAGGUGUUCACUCACUACGACCUACUGAGUCUCAACGGAACCAAGAUGGCGGAAGGACACAAGGCCAGCUUCUGUUUGGAGGACACGCACUGUGACGAAGGGAUCGAGAAGAGGUACGAGUGCGCUAACUUUGGGCAGCAGGGCGUCUCUGUCGGCUGCUGGGACACGUACCGACACGAUAUCGACUGUCAGUGGAUCGACAUCACCGACUUGAGCCCCGGGGACUACAUCCUACAGGUGGUGAUAAAUCCUUACUUCGAAGUCGCCGAGUCGGAUUUCUCCAACAACGUGAUGAAGUGUAACACAAGAUAUGACGGCCACAGAGUGUGGACAUACAACUGCCACACAAGUGGAUCCCUCAGUUCUGACACUGACGAUUUGUUCCCGGGGCUUUUGACCAAUCGGAUCACUCACAGGUAG
Molecule: messenger RNA, 2349 nt
Organism: Knipowitschia caucasica
Lineage: Eukaryota; Metazoa; Chordata; Actinopteri; Gobiiformes; Gobiidae
Source: the annotation of a GenBank genome assembly